Messenger RNA from Trematomus bernacchii (emerald rockcod), 10255 nucleotides. It is a transcript of the gene bahcc1b, whose product is annotated as BAH domain and coiled-coil containing 1b. The record is from RefSeq and is a predicted model, not a curated record. NCBI's taxonomy places the organism in Eukaryota, Metazoa, Chordata, Actinopteri, Perciformes, Nototheniidae. Gene Ontology annotation, molecular function: chromatin binding.
CGAUGCGUCUCUCCCAUACCUCCACACAGUCUGCACAGAGGAUGUAAUCAAUCCCACAUGUUUCAUCUCUGCGACUCGGGGAUUUUCACUUUGAAUAUUUUUAUACUUUUUCUUUCAUUUUUAAUAUAACCGACUCGCCUUGGAUAUAACUUACCAGACAUGACGGGGACUCGGUGUCUACCCUGCAAAGCCAAAACUGCGCUGAAUGCGAGGGGAGCCCGAAGUUCAUAAAAAGGGAUUAUUUUGCAUCUGGGUUGCCUGAGACCUUCGGUGCCUCCGGAUUUUACUUUGGGAUUUGGGAUUUAUCGCUUCUCGCCGGGGAUGGAAAGCCGAGAUUUCGCUCCUCCGCACCACCUCCUGACGGAGCGGAGCGCGUUGGUUCACAGCGCCGCUUCUCGGAUGGCGUCAGGCGGCCACGGCUCGGUGCAGCACCCCGCUCACUUCCAGCCCGGGAAAUACUACUCAUCGCACCUCUCCAUGGGUCCGCAUUCAGGUGCUUCCUUCAUGGGUUCCUUCCUGGCCAGCAGUCUGGGGUCGCCGGCCUCCCACCCUCCUCACCCCUCGGGACCCGCUGCCUCCCCUUCCUCCCCCUCCUACAGGCAUGGACCCCAUUCCAGCGCUUCCCCUAUCUGGUUCCCUCAUUCACAUGAAGGAUACCCCAGCUAUUCAGGAAGUCUCGCUUCUCCUUUUCUCCCCAUGAGUCCUCUGGAUCACCAUAGCAACGGCCUCUAUGGACAGCACCGAUUCUAUGAAACUCAAAAAGAUCACUUCUACCUGAGAGGCCUUCCUCCCCAGCCCCCCCUGCUCUCCACCAGUCACAGCCUCCCUCCCCUCUCCAGACCAGGCCACCCACUUGGCUCCUGCAGCCGAGAGACGGACAACGGGGGAGGCGGAGGAGGCGGGAAGAGCACCAAGGACGUCGGCGAGAAAGGAGUAUCAUCCGUGCCCAAGGCGAAGGAGCGAUCGAGCAGCAAGGAGCGGCACCAGGAGAGCAAAGACAAACAACAUCCUCACCACCAAACGAACCCUCCGACCGGCCACCACCACCAAGCGUACCCCCACCCUCACCCUCACCACGCUCUUCUUCCUCACCUCACAGGCAGGGAGGAGGACCACAGACACCCUCUGGAGCGACACAAGGAGUACAGUGACAGUCAGGAGAAACAUAUGAGUGCCUGUAAACUGUCCAGUGGUGGUCCGACAGCAGAGACUGGAGGAAGGGACAGAUCUCUGAGCAGCUGCAGUGGUGGAGCUGGUAGACCUCCAUCAGGCAGGCGCUGCUCCAAGGAUGGCUCUGUAAACGGGGAGAUGAGGAUCAGCGAAUCCUCAGCUUCUUCUUCCAGUGAAUGUAUGAGAAGAGGUGCAUCGUCGGCCAUAUUGGCGCCUCCAAACCCUCACUCUGUGACUUCUUACUCCAUGCCUCCUCCUCCCCCUCCGCCACCUCCUCCUCACGCUUUGCACAUGGGCUCCACAGGGUGGCUACACCAUGCACAUCACCACCCUCAUCCGGAGUUUUACUGUCCCCCAGCCCCUCUUACACUCACGCCCUCCAAAGAUCCAGCAUCUGGCGGGUCCGGCAGGGAGGGGAAAGCAAUCAACCCGACUUAUGUACCCUCAGCUGGGCCACUUGGAGACCUGUCCGCCUCAGACUGUCGUGGAGCAGGAGGAGGUGGAAGAAAGUCAGAUGAGAAGAGCGGAGAAGGAUCUUAUGACAGUUCCUCUCAUCAUCACAGUCGAAUUAGUUGCCAAAAGAAGGACAAAUCCCAGCCGCACCAGCAGCAGUUGGGAUAUGGAAAAGCCGACAAACCUCCCGACUGGAGCCACCAGACGCAGCACUUCAACAAACCCAACGGGCAGCCCGAGCUGACGUCCUGCAGCCUGGACACAUCCUUCAGGGACGUAGAGGUGGUGGACGACGUUUACCGGCCCUCGCUCCCACUCGAGGCCCAGGGGACGCAGCCUAGUGCCGGACAGGGGACAUCCAAGAAUAGCUCAACUCCUCCAUUUAGGGAUUGUUCCCUCUCGGGUCCUGAUGGGAGGUCGGGGUCGGGGUCGGGGUCGGCGUCUCAAAGGGAAGGACAAAAGGUGGCAAGGAUACGGCACCAGCAGCACAGCAGCCAUGGAGGAAGUACCGAAGAGAGGGGAAGAGAUGGAGGACAGACUGCAUCUUCCUGGGGGGCUCAAGGGGGUUUUCAAGAGGACCAGAAGAAAGGCUCCCAUCAUGCAUCAGGUGGUAACAGUGAAGUAAGAGGGCUCAGCUCCAGAGCUCCAAACAGUGACCAGCCUCCACCUCUAUCCCGCUCCGCAACGCACAACGCGGAGGGCGAGGGCAGCGCCAUGAAGAACCUAAUGAACUACAGCUCCCAGCAGCCUCUUCUGCUGCCACAUCGAGGCCCAUUUGGAGGUCUGGGCUGCCUCAAGCAGGGUGGAGAGAGAUCAGAGAAAGGGGACAAGGGAGGAGGAGCUAAAAGCAACACCUCCCUGCAAGACCCUCCCAAACAGUCGCUGCCUCCUCGCCGAGGCUCUGCUAACGAGGGCGAGAGGGGGGAGCGAGGGGGGAAGGAGGCGGGGGAGGCAGGUGAGGGGGAGGUGCGACAGCCUCCGGUGGGUAUUGCGGUCGCGGUAGCCAGGCCCCCCCAUCGUUCCCCAGACAACACCCCCGGACACAGCAGACAGGGCAGGGUGCUGCCCAGCAUGAAAGCCGUAUCACGCCCCAUGUAUCCUCUGGGUCGGGAGGCAGAGGAGAGGAAGAGGAUGACAGAGGAGCAGAUCAACCUUCAUCAUCUGGACAGAGAAAUGAUCAUGAGGGAAAACAAGGAGCGCGUGGAGUUCGCCCGGAUACACCCUUCCAGUAGUUGCCACGGUGACCUGACCUCUCACCUCCUGGUUCCCGGGGGGGCGAGCAGGUUGGGGUCGGACCCGGCCGCUCACGCUCAUCCGGCCCACCACCACUGGAUGCAACGCACAGGAAGUCCCUCCCUCUGGAUGGGACACUCAUACGGUCUGAGUCACGUGGGGAUGAGCCCCGGCUUCCCAGCGGGUCUGCAGCCCGUCAUGGGGUCGCUCACCCAAGACCCCAACUCCCAGCUGGUGGUCCUCCCGACAGAGCCCGGGCCUCAUCAUCACCUCGAUGUUUUGGAGCAGUCAGGUCUGUGGCCCCCUGUGUACGGAGGCAGAGGCCCUCCCUCUCACCUGCAGCACCACCAAGUCUACUCCCGCUCCUCAUUCCUCCGUCAGCAGGAGCUCUACGCCCUGCAGCAUCAGCACCAGCAGCAGCAGAGAGCCAUGGAGCACAUGCAGCGACACUCAAUAGCACAGAGAAAGCACGAGGAGCAUGCUAUCACAAUAGAGGAAUCUCCCCAUGAAUCUUCUGCAUCCAGAACUCCUUCCUCUUCAUCCUCCUCUUCGUCCACUGCCUCCUCUCAUGUGACCAAACCCUUCUCCCACACACCCCCUCCACCCAAGACGCCCACCCCCUCCCCGGGGAUGUGUCCCAGCAGCCGUCAGUCUCCGUGCUACCACUCCCCGUCCCGGCGGUCCCACCCUCCGAACCCCCUGACCCCCGCACCGAGCCCUGCAGCGGCGGCGCCUCGCUCCCCCGCCCUAAGCCCCGCCCCCUCACACCUCUCUAAGGGGCUGGAGAGGGGCAGUGACAGAGGGGAGGGACAGCCACCGCAGGACUACCCACAAUCCCUAGAGCCAGACCUACCACCUGUUUACACCUACCCUCCGAUCACCAUGGGUUACAAGGCCGGACCCUCACCUCCGGAAGCUCGAUUGGCCGAACAAGCCACGGUGGAGGCGGAGCCAGCAGAGCCCGAGUCCAAGCCCCGCCCACAUCCGUUCCACAUCACCGUAGAAGAGGAGAGGGGGGAAGAAGAAGAAGAAGAUAGAGACUGUGAAGUUGUGGAAUCCCGGAGUACAGUUGUGAUCGAGGAGAAGGAAGAGAGCAGGGUGGAAGUGAAAGGAUUCUCCGAGCCCAAGAGCGAGAUUUCUGGAUUGCCGCCAUGCCCUUCCCCGGCUCUGAUCCAAGACUCAGCUUGCCCCGCCACAGCCACGGGCAAAACCCUAAAAGUAGAGCUCUCUCUGGGCUGCCUGGGCCAGAAGGCCGGCCUGGAGGAGCCCCAAAUAUCCAAAGAGCAGGAGGAUGAUAAUAAACAUGGAAUAGAGGACAUGGAGGGAGAAAAACUGGGGCCUGAACCAACAGAAUGUACUGUGUUUGUAGAGGAGAAGGUGGAGGACAAAGAAGGAGAGAAUGUAGAGGUGGUGGAGGAUGAGGAGGAGGAGGAGAAGGAGAUUCCAGGCGAAAACUCAGUGGAAGUAAGGUGUGUUUCUCCUGGUCUUCCCCCCUCCUCUGACCCCUCCUCCCCCCCCACCCCGGGCACAGCAGCCCAGACACAAGGCGCCUACAUGUGGAGCCUGGAGCUCCUGAUCGCUGCCACUCUAUGCGCCUCCAGAGAUGCCUUGUACCCGCCUGCUCUUGCUGUCAGGGCCCCCAGCCCCCCCCCACACCACGGCAUGGAGAUACUGGGAGAACUGGCCGAGCUGGAGAUCCAACAGAGGAGCAGAGAGAAAGACGCUGAGGGUGAGGACAUGCUGACCUUCGACCUCCACAGUCUGGCGUCGCUGGCGGCCGCCCGGGCCCUGGAGGUGGGGGGAGGGGCUGUAAACGUGGGGGCGGACCGGCAGUGUCCAAUCAGGACGAGGCUCGACCUGCGCAGGAAGUGCAGCUGGACGCCUCGCCACGAGCCGGUGUGCCCAGUGAAGGGCUCCAUGGAGACGAUGGGAGGGGAGGAGCUGUCCAUGCGUGUCCAGCUGGCUGAGCUACAGCGCCGCUACAAAGAGAAACAGAGAGAACUGGCCAAGCUACAGAGGAAACACGACCACCAGAAAGAGGAGACGUCUCGUAGUCCUGCCCGCCGGGGGCCCGGUCGCCCCCGCAAGCGAAAGUCGGCCCCCGGCCCAGCUGCUUCGGAGAGCUCCAAAAGACUCAGGUUGGAUUUAUUGGAGGAAAAAGCCAGUAAGAAAAUGUCCAAUCACGUCUUCUCCAGCCACAGCUCUGCACAGAUGAAAGCCCGCUGUAAGCACCGAGGUCGGCCCGGCGCCCUGAGCUCCAGGCUCGCCCGGCGGGUGACCCAGCUGAAGCAGAAGGCCCAGCGUGGUGCAUCGUCUUCAGGCAUGCUACACUGCAGAGGGCCCCCCGGGGAGGAGGACGCCUCCAUGAGUCACUGCAGACAAGGAAUCAAAGACCUGCAGCACGACUGGGCAGCUGGUCAGACUUCGAAGAGGAAGAGGGGUCGAAAACCCAAAGUGAUGAUGGCCGUCAACACCAACAGAGCUCACCACAAGGACGACCGGACCUCCGACAAAAAACAGGAAGUCAGGGAAGAGAAGAGUGACAGCGAGAGCUCAGAGCACGAGGAGGAAGAGGAGGACGGCAGCUACGACAGCGAAGACGGAGCCGGUGACAUCCAGAUUAGCUCAUCCUCUAAAGAAGCUCCUGCAAACCCUGCCGGGAUUCUGCCUUUUUUAUCGCAGUCCUCCAAGCUCCAAGCAAACCAGAGAGCCGGCAGUAAGAGACCAGGGCCCCCCGGCAUGGAGAGCUUCACCAGUGCAGAUCAGAGGAGAGCUCCCAGAAGGCCGAGCCUCUCCUCCUCAGAAAGAGGACAUCCAGACCACCAGGGGACUAAAAGAGCGUCUCUGCCCAGCUGGGGUGCUUCGUCAGUGGGCUGCAGCUUUGGGGACGGCCGGGGGAACCAUGGAGCUCUGACUGAAGCCAAAAGGAGCAGCAAGGAGGCCGCAAGGAGGAACUCAUCGGGAAUUCUGGGAAAGGCUAAGGGCCACGCAGUGAGCCGGCUCCUGCAGAGCUUUGCAGCCGACGAGGGCUUCCGAUUGGAUGAGGAGAGCAGCUUCUCUGAGGGCGAGGAGGAGGAGGAGGAAGAGGAAGAAGAAGAAGAAGGAGAAGAAGAAGAAGAAGAGGAGGAGGAGGAAGAGGAGGAAGAGGAGGAGGACAUACAGUUGAUCCACCUCCCUCCCAACAUGCCUUGCAGAAUACCCGCGCUGCCAAACUGUGUGCUGAGUAAAGAGAUGUUGGUGGACGGCCUGAAGAUCCUCAUCUCCAAGGAGGACGAGCUGCUGUACGCCGCCUGCGUCCAAACUCUGGACCUGCCCGACAUAUUCAGUGUUGUCAUCGAAGGAGAACGAGGGAAUCGCCCGCGGAUCUACUCGCUGGAGCAGCUACUACAGGAAGCUGUGUUGGACGUGAGGCCCCAGAGCGAGACCAUCCUCACUGCAGGGACACGAGUGUGUACGUACUGGAGUGAGCGCUCUCGUUGUCUUUACCCCGGAUACGUCCAUCGAGGAAGUCCAGGUGAGGAGGAGAAGGAGGGCUGCGUGAUGGUGGAGUUUGAUGAUGGAGACAGAGGAAGGAUCUCCCUCACAAACAUCAGGCUCCUGCCACCAGGAUACCAAAUAUGCUGUGUUGAACCCUCUCCAGCUCUUCUGAUCUCACCUGGUUGCCGCGGACGAAGAAGCUCCACCCAGGAGAGGAAAGACACGCCCACAGAGAAACCGGCCAAUGAGGAGACAGCAGGAAGGCCCCAAGAGAAACGACCAGUUGGCAGACCGAAGAAAGUCCACUCUGUGCCAAAGACAUCGAACACGGCGACAUCAGUAACGGAUACCGUAACCAAAGGCAACACUUCCUUGUUGAACUGGUCUGUGCCCAAGAAGCGACCUCCAGUUGACUUCUUCCUCUUCAACGGGACGUCCCGUAAGACCCAGAGGAGGAGAGAGCGAGACCUGGGGAUGUUUCACCGGCCCUCCCACCUCCUCGCUCCCCCUACACCAUUUAAAGGCAUCUUCGGCUCCCCUUUUGCAGGAGACUCCUUCAGCAGCAUCGCCAACAGCUACUCCACCUCCAGGAGCUCUGGAUCGGGGCGACCUGGCUCUUCUGGACCCUCCAUGGGGGUCUCGUCCUCUGCCUGCUCCCCAUCAGUAAACAUGGCUUCUAACAACAGGCAUCCGCCGAGCGAACGCGACAGAAAGCAGUUCCUGGUGAAGCUCGAUCACGAAGGAGUGACCUCGCCCAAAACAAAGAAUGGAAAGGCGCUACAACGACUUGGAGGGAAAGGGGAUAAAAGUCCGGCCUCUGCAGGAGCGCCGCUGCGAUACAUCCACCCUGCCAUGGUGGUGAAAGAUGGGAAGAAGUCAGGAGGAGAGAAAGAUAUCACCGGGGUCCGAUCUGAGGGGAUUUCAAAGGGAUCUCCACCUCUGAGGAAGGAUCUCCUGUCUGCAGGUCUCGGAGUCCAAGAAGGGGAUUUGGACUACCAGAGCGACUGCCCCAGCUCUUACUCUGAGCUCGAUGAGGAAGACGACGAUCAAGGUCAGGAUGCUGAAGCUCCACGGAGAAGUGCAGGGGACGCAUCCCAACGCGGAAGCCGAUUUCUCUCCCGUCUCUCUGCCUGCUUCUCCUCGUCAUCCUCCUCUUCUUCCUCCUCCGGCUCCAUCUCCUCAUCGUCCCUCUGCUCGUCAGAAAACGACUCCUCUUACUCAUCGGAUGAAGAGUCGUCCGCCGUGCUGCUGCGACGCGCCUUACUCCAGCAGGACAAACACAAACACAGACAAAACGUGACCUCUGACCUCCUGAACCCUGACUCCGCCCCCUCCAGCUCCUCACCUUCAGCUCCCUAUAGGGCCAAAGGUAGCAUCUCGGGGUCAAAAGUGAGGAGUGAAGACAGGAAGGAGUUGAUGUCAAAAGGAGGUCUGGUGGCUAACAGUAGCACGGCUAAGGCCCAGCUGAAGAGGAAGGACAGAGGGUCCAGCAGCCACCAUCAGAGGCAGAGCAGCCCAGGGAGCCAGCUGCAGAAAUCUUCCUCCAAGGACCCGGCCAAGCGGCAGCGCAUGUCUUCACCUGAGCCUCUGCCCAGCCUGGCACCUCUUCUGCCUGGACGCCAGCUCUGGAAAUGGUCCGGAAACCCCACACAGAGGAGAGGUCUGAAGGGUAAAGCCCGCAAGCUUUUCUACAAGGCCAUCGUGAGGGGCAAGGAGACGGUGCGUGUCGGGGACUGCGCGGUGUUUCUGUCACCCGGCCGGCCCCAGCUGCCCUACGUGGGCCGGGUGGAGAGCCUCUGGGAGUCCUGGAGCUCCAGCAUGGUGGUCAGGGUCAAGUGGUUCUACCACCCGGAGGAGACCCGCCUGGGGAAGCGACACCGCGAUGGCAAGAAUGCAUUGUAUCAGUCGAGCCACGAGGAUGAGAACGAUGUUCAGACCAUCUCCCAUCGCUGCCAGGUGGUCAGCAGGGUGGAGUACGAUCACCUGACGCGUGACCGUAAGCCCGGCAGCGCGGCCAACGACUUCUUCUACCUGGCGGGGUCCUACGAACCCACCACGGGUCAGCUGAUCAGCGCGGACGGCAUGGCUAUCGUGUCCUAGCACCUCCAGCUAGAGAGAAAUCCAAAAAAAUCGAACCUACAUUCUGGAACCUGCUUCCAGACCGGAGCUAGGGACGGAGGGAAACCAAGACAAAGAGUUCUGACUCUGCUUGUUGAUCUGUCCCUCGAAGAGAAGGAGCUGGCCACACUGGAUAAAGCCUGACAGUACUGGCACUAAGAGGUUUUGUUCUGGGGAAAAGUCUGAUCCGUGACAGGUUCAACCUCUUUAUCAGAUGUGGACCGAGGCUCCUUGUUGUCGGCAGCCUUCCCUGUGGCUGAAAUAACAGAGGAUAUCGUUGACAAGGAAACGAAAGAACCAAGGACAUGAGCACUUUGGAGUUACAGUCGCUUGGAUAUACUACGGCGGGAGUCUAAAGCAAAGACUGACUCGGAGACUUACUGUAAACCACACUGGUUUUGGAGGGUUUUUAAUGGUCUUAUACUGGUAGUUUGACAAUUGGGAGAUCCCCAACAGGACCAAAAAAACACUGUAGUUCGGACUUUGUGUGUGAGAGUGUGAAUGUGUGUUUGCAGAGUGACUGCGAUGACCCUGUUUGGCAUUUAAUGAGCUCUAAGUAAAUAGUGCUUUAGCGGUGAGUGUGUUUGUACUGAAUGUGUGGCACGUGUUCACCCGCGCUCAUCAGGCAGGGAUGACGUCUCGGCAGUUUAUCUGGAACUCUCUGAAUAUGAAUCUGUCCCGUACUAAACGUGCAGUCCUCAGAAAACCGGAAUUUCUUCUCCUGUCAAGCCAUACACGUCAAUACCUCUCUCUCUCAUACCCACCUAUUGCGGGUGCGGAGACACAUGUACAGGUAGUUGGAUUGUUUAUUUGAGAUGUGUGUGUGCAUGGGCGCUUGUGUGUGCGCGCUUUGUACAGCAUCAUGUAUAAUAUGACAUGUUGUAAAUAGUAUACAUAUAUAUUUGUUUUUGUUGUUUUCUUUUGCAGAGAUUAUUUUAUUUACGUUUUUUUUAGGGUGUGUGUGUGGGUGGGAUCGGGGGGGUUUUGACAGAGGGAGGGUUAGUGUCCUUCUCUCUCAAUGCACUGAACAGGAUUGGAGAUUUGGGGUCAAACUGUACAACUGAUGUGAAGACUUUAAAUAUGUAGAAAGGGUGUUUGGGAAAUGUUUUUCUAAGGAAAUCAGAAAAAGGCUCUUUUUGUCUAAAUUCAUUUUUCUCUCCUUAUUUCACUCCAUUGGGUUUUAAAAUGUGCUUUUCUUUUAAUACAAAUACUGGAAAAAGGAACCGAGUUUCUGCUGUCCUCUGAUCCUAUAAGAAUCUCCUUUAUCUAUUUUAGCCUGUAUUCCUAUAUCAAAUGUAGAUAUUUAUCUGGCAUCAAAAAAAAGAAACAUACCAAAGCACCUGUGAGUUUCAUCGCAUUAAAAACAAUUUAUAUGAAAAAAGACAUUUAAAAAAAAAGAAAAACCGAUCAAUCAAAUCUGAAUCCGGGACCCGCUGCAAUCACGGAGGUUUUUGCUCGUGCUCAUCCGGCGUUGCUAUGACAGCCUCCGAGAAACGUUGCAGCAACAUUGUCUGCACGCUGCCCGGGCUGAUGCACUUGAGGUCACCAUGGCAACCGUAAUGGCGUCACGUGACUGUGAAGGACAAUCAGAGCCAAUCAAUGGGGCGAUGUUGAUAAGAGACAAAACAAGAUAAGGAUCAAAUCACAAAAUUACGCUUCUUGUCACUUUUAUUCCUGCUUUGCCAAAAAAUGUCUGUGUAUGUGUGUUUUUUUAUGUUUUCCUCCAUCGUACCGUUUAUGCAAUUCUGUGACGACUGUUGGUUGUCGGUGUAUAGGAUGUACAGGAGGGGGGGGGGGGAAUCAU